AUGUUAGCACAUGCUCAGACUUCAUUGAUUAAACUCAAACAAUAUAAAGCCCCAAAGCAAGACUGCAGUUUUGGAAACCCGGACAAACUAAGUGCAAGAACUGAAAACUAUGAUUGGCAGUUUGACGAUUGCAAGCUGGCAAGAUCAGGUCCUCCAGCAACAAUAGUAGCAAUUGAUGAAGAAAGUCGAAAUGGAACACUUCUGGUGGACAACUUGCAAAUUACAGGUCAUGCAGGAGGCUCAAAUCCUACUAUUGCUUUAUCGUUGAAAGGCAACAAUGACUAUUGGGUCCUUCUGGAUGCUGUCAAUCAGAGACUGUAUUUGAACAGUACUGGCCGAGUUCUUGACCGAGAUCCUCCAUCAAAUAUCCAGUCCAUUGUUGUUGUGCUCGAUUGCCUAAACUUGCGAGUCGGAAGUGUCAUCAAGCAUGAAGUGCGAAUUAUAGUAAGGGAUCGGAAUGACAACUCUCCAUCUUUUCAACAGUCACGAUACCAUGUGGAAAUCAAUGAGUUGACACCAGUUGGGACCACAAUCUUUACUGGCUUCUCAGGAAGAAAUGGAGCAACUGACAUAGAUGAUGGUCCUAAUGGGCAGAUUGAAUAUGUUAUUCAAUAUAAUCCAAAUGACCCAGAAUCUAGUCAGACAUUUGACAUCCCACUCACAUUGUCGGGAGCUGUGGUUUUAAGAAGAAGGUUAAAUUAUGAAGAAAAAACACGUUACUAUGUCAUUGUUCAAGCCAACGACCGAGCUCCAAAUCCAAAUAAUAGAAGGACCAGCACAACUACAUUGACAGUUGAUGUACUUGAUGGAGAUGAUCUUGGCCCAAAAUUCCUUCCAUGUGAACUGGUCAACAAUACGAGGGAUUGCCGUCCCCUCACAUACAAGGCCAGUUUGCCUGAGCUCACAGACCCGGCAAGGAUAAACCCAGUGAAUGUUACACCUCGAAUUCUAGCUGUUGACCAAGAUAUAAACAUUAAACCAACUGAUGAUCAACCAGGAAUUGUCUACAGUAUUCUUGUUGGUACGCCAGAGGAUUAUGCUAAGUACUUUUCCCUGAAUAAUAUCACUGCUGAGCUCUAUCUCCUAAGGCCAAUAAACAGGGAUUUUCAUCAGAAAUUUGAUUUGGUUAUUAAGGUACCAUCAGGUGCUACUCCUACGAAAGACCCAAAGCUGCGAAUUUCGCUGAGCGACUUUGUUACAGCAUUUACCGUAACUCCUUUCGGAAUAACCCGCUAUCUGACUUUACGUGAGCCAGUUGACCGGGAACGUCAGCAGAAUUACACUUUUACGAUGACGGCUUCUGAUGGUGUUCAAGAAAGUACUUCAGUCACUGUCAAUGUCUUCGUGAUCGAUGCGAAUGACAACACUCCAAUUUUUCAGAACAUUUCUUACAAAGUAAAUGUUUACACUGACAUGAAGCCUGGAGAAUCUGUCAUACAGCUUACUGCAUCUGAUGCCGAUGAAGAGAAGAAUGGACAAAUUAUUUAUGAAAUUGUGACUGGUGAUGAUGGUGACUUUGUAAUAAGUAACAGCAGUGGAUUGAUUACCAUUGCUCCUGGAGUUAGUUUAAAUGUUGGUCGGAUUUAUGCCCUUACUGUCAAAGCAACAGAUAAUGCCAGGCUGGCUGAAAGGAGAAGCUCAAUUACUACUGUCUAUAUUGAGGUUCUUCCUCCAAACAACCAGAGUCCUCCAAGGUUUCCACAAAUGCUGUACAACGUUGAAGUGAGUGAAGCUAUGAGAACAGGGGCAACUUUACUGAAUUUGAGGGCAACAGAUCGUGAAAAGGACCCAAUCACCUAUCGCAUUCAAAAUGGAGAUCCACAGCACGUUUUUAAAAUUACUCAAAACAGUGGACUCUUAGUCUUAGAAAAAUCUUUAGACAGAGAAAGUACAGAUCGAUAUAUUCUUAUUGUCACAGCAUCUGAUGGCAAGCCUGAUUCGGUAAGUCAACUGUCAGUCAGGCUUGCAGUGGCAGAAGUGGCAGAGAAUGAUGCACCAGUACCUCCUCUCAUCCCCGCCUCCUUGACCUUGUCGGAGGAUGAUGCUAAUUCUUUUUAUGGGCAACUGAAGGCUACUGAUCCAGAUGCUGGUGUCAAUGGGCAAAUUCGAUACAGCUUAGCAAACUUCAAUAACCUGUUCAGAAUCACAUCAAAUGGGAGCAUUUAUACAUUGACAUCUUUGGACAGAGAAACAGAAGAUAAGUAUGAUCUACUUGUAGAGGCUUCAGAUGGAGCAGUGGAUCCUCGUCGCUCAACUGUGACUAUACCAAUCAGAGUUCUUGAUGUUGAUGAUAACAGCCCUGUAUUCUCACAACCAACCUAUGUAGUUUCUGUACCAGAAAACAAUGAAGCUGGAAUAAUUAUUCUGCAGUUACAGGCAACAGAUGCUGAUCUUGGUGCAAAUACAACUUAUCGUAUAAGAACAGAUGAGGCCAGAAAAUUGUUUUCUGUCAAUCAGGGGACAGGAGAAUUGUCAAUUUUAGAGACUGUGGAUUACGAAUCUCUGUCGACUGCAGAUGCAAGCUAUACUUUCGUCGUCGAGGCACUGGACAAUGGGGAAAGCAUGCCUCCAGGUUUAGCGACUGUGAUUGUUCAAAUAAAGGACAUGAAUGAUUACUCUCCUGAAUUUAUCGAGCAUUCCUACAAAGGGCUGGUGGCACCAGAUGCCCUCAAAGGCAGCUUCAUCACUGCUGUAUCAGCAGAGGACAAGGACCCCCCUGGGAGUCCAGCAAGCAGGGUCAGAUAUAAAGUGAAUAUGACAGAAUUUCCAUACAGUGCAAGCAUAUUUGAAGUGGAAGAAGAGACAGGACGGGUGCUUACCCGAGUGAAUCUCAAUGAGGAACCGAGUACAAUUUUCAAGCUGGCAAUCGUUGCAUAUGAUGAUGGAGAACCAAUGAAAUUUAAUACCACGAUAGUGGAGAUUACUGUACUUCAGCCAUCAGUAAUUCCCCGUUUUACACAGGAAGAUUACAGGUCUCCACCUGUAAGUGAAAGUGCUCCAAUAGGAACUGUAGUUGUCACUGUAACUGCAGCUGCAAUCAAUCAAACAAUAGUGUAUUCAAUUAUAGCAGGAAAUGAUGCCGGCGUAUUUAAGAUCAACAAUCGGACAGGAGUCAUCACAACAAAUAAAACUUUGGAUUAUGAAUCUGUAAAGGAUUAUGAAAUUAGGAUCCAGGCAGAUUCAUUGUUGUUCUUCAGGUCAAACCUCAGGGUUCCUUCAAGAACAAACACAGCUAAGGUUUUCAUUGAGGUGCAAGAUGAAAAUGACCAUGCUCCUGUUUUCACCAAGUCUCUCUACCUGGGUGGGGUGACUGAAGAUGCCAAGACAUUCACCACUGUGCUACAAGUUGAGGUUGAAGAUCAGGACAGUGGAAACUACAGCAUCUCUCAGUUCCGAUUAAUCAUACCACCCACAAAAGAUGGAAAGGAUGGAUUUGUAAUAGAACAGUAUACUGGCGCAAUCAAGACAGCCAUUACAUUCAGAAACAUGAGACGGUCUUAUUAUAAGUUUGAAGUUAUUGCAACAGACAACUAUGGGACAGAAUUGAGCAGCAGUGCACGAGUUGUUGUAUCUGUCGUCAAUGAAUUGGAUAUGCAAGUGAUUGUUUCCAAUGUCCCACCUACCCUGGUGGAACAGAACAAGGAUCAGUUGAUUGGAAUUCUGGAACGUUACGUACAGGAUCAGAUUCCUGGUGCAAAGGUUGUAGUGGAAUCCAUCGGUCCUCGCAGACAUGGCGAUGGCUUUCAGGAAGAGGACUAUUCCAAGUCAGAUUUGAUGGUUUAUGCUAUUGACCCUUUGACAAACAGAGCUAUUUCAAGGAAUGAGCUCUUCAAAUUUCUAGACGGCAAACUUCUAGAUAUAAACAAAGACUUUCAGCCUUACUUGGGACAAGGAGGUCGUAUUCUGGAAAUCCGCACGCCAAGCGUGGUGGCAAAUGUACAGAAACAGGCACAAGCUGUGGGCUACACAGAAGGUGCUCUACUGGCUCUGGCUAUCAUUAUCAUCCUCUGCUGUUUACCUGCAAUUCUGAUAGUUAUGGUUACCUACAGACAAUUUAAAGAGCGACAGGCAGAGUGUGCAAAGACUGCGAGAAUCCAGAUGGCUUUGCCAGCAGGGAAAUCGACUAGUGGCCCAACAACUAACCUAUAUGAAGAACUGGGUGACAAUACCAUGAGGGGAUAUGGACAACAGGAGCAACAGCAAUUACUGAGGCCCUCGCUGCUUAGACCUGAGGAACUCUCCAUGGAAUCAGGGAUUGAUCCUGGCCAGGACUACUAUGCACAGGACUACUACAAUUAUGAACCUGGGUAUGAGGUCCCGCAGUACGGCAGUCGCCGAAGAUUAAUCUCUCCCUCUGGAAUGUAUGAUGACUAUGGAGAGGUGGUCAUGGAAGAUGAUGGUGGCUAUUAUUACAGCCCACAGGGAUCAAAUGCAGAUGCCGAGUGGUCUCGCCAUAAACGAGUGAAGUUGAUUGUAGAUCGUGAGUAUGAAACCAGCUCAACUGGUGAGGACAGUGCACCAGAAGCACAAAGGAUUCGUAUCAAGCACCCAAAUAACCAUAGCAACAUUAAUAGUAAUAUCUACAUUGCUCAAAAUGGAUCAAUCGUAAGAACAAGACGCAGUUGCCUUCCGACCAAUGGGAAAGCAGCUUCGCCUGCAAGAGUAGGAAAACAUUUUAAGAAACUAGACAAACUGGCAGCAACACAGGAAGAAAAGGUCCCAUUGAACAAUCCAUUGGCCAAUGUGACAGCUUCUUGCAGCAAUGACAAUCUCAAUGCAAGACCAUCAAGUAGCUCCAUGGCCUCCAGCAGCAAGGGGCCUACCAGCUGCCUGUCCAGACUCAGCACGGUAAAGGCAAAGAACGAGAGAGGGAAAAGCACAGAUGACCAAGAAUCAGCUGUCGACAGCGAAGGUGCUAAGGAGGCAUUUGAGUCCCACAGCGAUCAGACACAAUCAGAUGAGGAAGAACUGUGGAUGGGACCUUGGAAUAACCUUCACAUACCAAUGACAAAACUGUGAUUUAGAAUUUUUAUUGCUACUAAUGAUAAAAUUCACUUUUUAUGGGUACUGUGGAAAAGUAACAAUGAUUUCCAUUUUAUUCACCUUAAGCAUACAUUUUGAUUCGUGUGAUUUUCACUCAAUGCUCUCAACAAGCAUCCACAUUCUGAUUUUUGCAGAAAUGGGUAAAAUCGUUAAAUGUAAAGAGGACCCUAAAUAUGAGAGCAAUUUCACAGCCUGCCUGUGGAUAUCAUUUAGUUGAUUAGCCUCACAAAAUAUAUUGCUAACUUUUCAUAAGACAUGACAGAUUGUUAGAGGGUAAGAUAUUAUUUGCUUGUUCAUAGAGGUAUAAG
Molecule: messenger RNA, 5351 nt
Organism: Rhincodon typus (whale shark)
Lineage: Eukaryota; Metazoa; Chordata; Chondrichthyes; Orectolobiformes; Rhincodontidae
Gene: pcdh15b
Product: protocadherin-related 15b
Exons: 41
Coding region: 1-5019 (1672 amino acids)
Biological process (GO): inner ear development; sensory perception of sound; homophilic cell-cell adhesion
Cellular component (GO): plasma membrane; desmosome; stereocilium
Molecular function (GO): calcium ion binding
Source: RefSeq, a predicted model, not a curated record